GCUGCCUCCUCCGCAGUCUCUGCCGCUGGCUCCUGGAGGCGCUGGCCAGCGGUGGCAGGGCAGCCUCUGGCCCUGGCAGUCAGCGAGGCUCCUGGCAGCAGCGCCCCCAUCCUCCCUCCGUCCCCAGCGUCGGUGACCACCUCGCGGGAGCUCUUUGAUUCCUACUGGGCAGCGCCCUAGGGACUGAAUAAGCUUCACAGGACAAGAGAGAAGAACACAAUGGAAAAGACGCUACUGUGGUUGAUAUUUUUCACGCUUGGGUGGCCCCUCACUGAUGGAUCAGAGAUGGAGCAGGAUUUUAUGUGGCAUCUGAGAAAAGUACCCCGGGUUGUCAGCGACAGGACUUUCCAUCUCACCAGCCCCACGUUUCAGGCCGAGGCCAAGAUGGUGUUAAAGAAAGUGUGUGGCAUUGAGUGCCAGAAAGAACUCCCCGCUCCCAGCCUCUCUGACCUGGAAGAUUCUCUCUCCUACGAGACUGUCUUUGAGAAUGGCACCCGGACCCUGACCAGAGUGAAAGUGCAAGGCCUGGUCCUGGAGCCCACGCCAAACACCACCGCCAGAGGAGCAUCGGCCAGGAGAAAGAGGCAGGUGUAUGGCACAGACAGCAGGUUCAGCAUCUUGGACAAAAGAUUCCUCACCAACUUCCCUUUCAACACAGCCGUGAAGUUGUCCACGGGCUGCAGUGGCGUUCUCGUGUCCCCCAAGCACGUUCUGACCGCUGCCCACUGUGUACACGACGGGAAGGACUAUGUGAAAGGAAGUAGAAAGCUGAGGGUAGGGCUGCUGAAGAUGAGAAAUAAAGGAGGUGGCAAGAAACGUAGGGGUUCCAGGAGAAGCAGGAGAGAAGCCAAUGGUGAUGACCAAAGAGAGGGCAGCAAAGAGAAUCUGAAGGAGACAGCCAAGGCUGGAAGGAGGAGAAAGAACUCUGCUGGGGGUCAGAGGGGCACUGAGGGCGGGCCCUCCUUCCAGUGGACCCGGGUCAAGAACACCCACAUCCCCAAAGGCUGGGCCACGGGAGGGAGAGGGGCCGCCGCCUUGGACUACGACUACGCUCUUCUGGAGCUGAAACGUGCUCACAAAAAGAAAUACAUGGACCUAGGAAUCAGCCCGGCCCUCAGGAAGCUGCCCGGGGGCAUGAUCCACUUCUCCGGCUUUGAUCAGGACAGAGCUGAUCAGCUGGUCUACCGGUUUUGCAGCGUGUCCGAGGAGUCCAAUGACCUCCUCUAUCAAUACUGCGAUGCCCAGCCGGGCUCCACCGGCUCCGGGGUCUACCUGCGCCUGAAAGAGCCGGACAAGCAUUGGAAGCGCAAGAUCAUCGCGGUCUAUUCCGGCCACCAGUGGGUGGACGUGCAGGGCGAGCAGAAGGACUACAACGUGGCGGUGCGCAUCACGCCCCUCAAGUACGCGCAGCUGUGCCUCUGGAUCCGCGGGGAGGACGCCGACUGUACUCACGGGUAACGGGAACCCCACACCAGGCCACGGAUGAUCUAAGUCGCAGGGGAAACCAGUUCCGAUGAUUGUGGCAAGACCACCUCACGGAGUGUGCCUGGACACGAACUCUAUUAAUAGCAUUUCAAUAUUUUUAUAAAUUUACUUUUGUCAAAAGGAGAUUUUCCUGCAUGUAAAACCGUUUAGGUAAAGUUAUUGAUGGGCAUUUCCAUUUCUUCUUCACAUGGUGGUACGUUUGGUUUGUGCAAAGUAAUUUUUUUCCUGCUAGCCUUCUUAAAAAUUAGACACUCUUUAAAACUUCAAGCUGGUCCUAUAAACAAUGUGAUUUCUCAAUGGAGUUAUUCUCAGGGUCCUACCCCAAGAAGAAUCUACUGUGGUGCUGGGUGCCAAGUAAAGGUGAAACGGCAGAUACAGAGGCGGACAGUCACAUUUCAAAUCGAAUUAGAGACAAACAUUCACGACACUUAGGACUACUCUGAGGUGGACCCAUUCAGUGCAUGCCCUCAGUGUUUAUAUUGCUUUCUCUUGGGUCUGAGAAACUAGUUUUUUGUUAGUUUUGUUUUUUAAAGAAUUACAAGGAAUAGCUUUAUCAACAAAACUGUCAACUAUUGUACUGCUUUGGAAAAUAUCGACUGAAGUGUGUAUAGUUUAAAAAGAAAGAAAUACUUCAUCCUAGGAAAUAAAUCUAGUUUAAAAAUAGGGAAGCCGAGGAUGGGAGGGGGGUUCUCUCUUCCCCCGGCCAACGCAGAGAGAGAGAACACGGAGAUGAUGAACCUUGAUUAGAACGCGACUAGGUUUAAGGAAAAAUGAAAAGACAGACACAAAAAGAGAGUAAAAGCUGGGCCGGGGUGUGGCGUCUGCCCUCUGCUGGAGGGACAGAUGCAGAGAAAGCCAGCACGGAAAGGAGUUUAUUAAAUACUCGAAUCACAGGAAAUUACAUCACAUCUGGGUGGGCCUUGAGUUCCUGGUGACAUCAUGAGAUCCAUCCCCUUAACACUGGGCGGGAAGGUCAAAACUGAGUGGUGUCCCAGUCUGUGGACCGGGUCCACCCCCAGGGCGUGGCUCUGCCUUUGCUCUGAGUUUCAGCCAACAAACCAAACGAGUGUUUUUUCCUAGCGGCCCUUAACAGCUGAGACCUUUUAAGAUCUCAAGCUUUUAUUUAACUAGUGUUCUAACCAUGGGCUUUUCAUGCAUGCAUAGGGGAGACAGCUCCACAGUUGUAAAUGAUCUUGCAUUUGAAAGGCACAUCACUUUAUGCUACACAGUCUCCCAGUGUUUUUAGGACAAGCAAUUCUUGUCUUUCCCAAGUGAGAGUCUUUUUUCCCCUUGAAAAAAUUUAGCUUUCUUCACAGGGCCUUGGGCAUAUUAUUUUUGGCGAAUUCUCUGAGUAGUUAUUUUAAAUAGCUUCCUUAAAAUGAAUAUGAUCUAAGAAUACUUUUACAAAGAAGGUUCUGAUUAUUUUCAUUAGGGACCAAUGCUGUUCACUCACUCUGGCCAUCAUGGCAGCCUCAGCAGACAGAGCGAGUCCACUGGCUGCCCUGGGGCACUUGAUACCUAUUUCCUGAAUGGUUAUAAAAGGGCAUUAGUUCAGGCCCUUAUUUAUUACUUUUGUUGUUGUUGUUAAUCCUCAAUCAACGAUAUAUUUUUCAUUGAUUCUAGAGAGAGAAACAUCAGUUGGUUGGUUGCCUCAUGCCUGAACCCCAGCCAGGGACAGAACCUGACUGGUAAUCAAACCCAUGAACCUUUGGUGCACAGGAUGACGCUCUACCCACUGAGCAACACUGGCCAGGCCCAGGCCCUUAUUUCCAAGGGGUUUUAGUAAUUUGUAGAUGAAUGAACCAUGAAAUUCAGGAACUACAGGCCUAAUCUCUGGUCUGCUCUUCCUGGCAGUUUCGAGGGAACAUAUUCUCUUCUGUCAUGACACACCCAAGUUACUGAUUUUUCCAGAGCUCAAAUUUAUUUUAUUUGUUAUUAUUAUUUUUAUGAAUGGGGAGUUAAAUCCUUGAUUAGUAUGCAUAGGAAUAUCUGACCAGCUUAUGAUAAAAUGGUUUGUAAAUUGUGUCCAAAACAGCUGAAAUUUAACACAAGUGUAUGUUCUUUUAUGUGAG
This is a messenger RNA of Myotis myotis, 3557 nucleotides long. It is a transcript of the gene PRSS35, whose product is annotated as serine protease 35. The transcript has 2 exons. Bases 220 to 1458 code for a protein of 412 amino acids. Gene Ontology annotation, molecular function: serine-type endopeptidase activity. Gene Ontology annotation, biological process: proteolysis. NCBI's taxonomy places the organism in Eukaryota, Metazoa, Chordata, Mammalia, Chiroptera, Vespertilionidae. The record is from RefSeq and is a predicted model, not a curated record.